CGGUUGUGCGAUAAUGUUAUCUAAUAAAUUUUUGUGGCUACUAUAUGCGAUUUAUUACUUCUUUUAUAGUAUAGAAUAUUCAGAUGCUUUUAAAUUAAAAAAUUCACAUUUUAACGAUGAGAAAAAUACAAGCAUUCAUGAUAUCGAUUUUCGUUUACCGAAAAAUAUUAUUCCAAUUUCGUAUACAAUUAUUUUGACACCAAUUAUAAGUAAAAAUAAUUUUACAUUCAGUGGUGAUGUAACAAUUAAAACUCGAGUUAAUAUUGAAACGGAUGAAAUUAUCUUCCAUCGUGGACAAAAUAUUACGAUAGAUGAAAUUUCAAUUAUUAAUAGCAGAAAAGGGCCGAUUGAAAAAUUUAAUAACACGUAUUAUGAUAAAACGGAGAAACAUGUGUCUUCACUAAACACUCGCGUGCCUGUGAAUUCGACAACUGUUAUACAAAUAUUGUACAAUGGAAUCAUACGAGAUGAUAUGAUCGGUUUUUACAGAAGCUCAUAUUUUUCUGAAACUGGUGAUGUAAGAUGGUUAGCUGCGACACAAUUCCAAACUACUCAUGCAAGACAUGCUUUUCCUUGUUUCGAUGAACCAAAUUUAAAAGCUAAUUUUACCAUCAUUAUUCGUCGGCCCAAAUCUUACACGAGUUUGAGUAAUAUGCCUCUCAAAAGAACAGUAACAAUUUCCGAUGAAUUAGAAUCGGAUACUUAUGAAAGCAGUAUCCCAAUGUCGACUUAUCUCGUAGCCUUUGUCGUGACCCCUGAUUUCAAAUCCAACCGAGAUGAAAAAAAUAACAUAACAGUUUGGGCUCAACCAUUAGCUGUAAAUUUAACUAAUUACGCAUUGAAAGUUGGUUACCAUGCACUAAAUUAUUUUACAAGUCUAUUCAAUGAAAGUUAUCAAAUAGAAAAAAUGGAUAUGAUAGCAGUGCCAGAUUUUUCAGCCGGAGCUAUGGAAAAUUGGGGUCUCAUAACCUACCGAGAAAAUUACUUACUCUAUGAUGAAACAGAAUCAUCGGAUAGUGCACAGCAAAAAGUAGCAUCUACGAUUGUUCAUGAGUGCGCUCAUAUGUGGUUUGGAAAUUUAGUCACCCCGGAAUGGUGGGGGUAUUUGUGGCUCAGUGAGGGGUUUGCUAAUUAUUACCAAUACUUUGUCACGUCUCUGAUUGAAUCUGACUGGGCGAUGGAUCAACAAUACAUUGUAGAUCACUUCCAAUCGGUACUUCAAAAUGAUGGAUUAGAAUCAUCGAAACCGAUGACCAGACAAAUCAAUUCUACAUCAGAUAUUUCUACAAUGGGUGAUACAAUAACUUAUUCAAAGGGUGGGAGUAUUUUACGAAUGAUGAAUUUAGUUUUGGGAUCAGAUAUUUUCAAUUCUGCUAUUCAGAAUUACAUUAAAACAAAAAAAUAUCAAUCAGCUACUCCGAAUGAUCUUUGGAAGUCAUUCCAACAACAACUUGAUUCAAGUAACAAAAGCCUUCCUGCAUCCGUCGAAACAAUAAUGACUUCAUGGACGAGUCAAUCUGGCUAUCCUAUCGUAACAGUUACAAUCCAAAAUAAUACAGCUCAAUUACGGCAAGAACGUUUUUCGAUAAGAAAUGAAUCAGCCGACGAUAAUUCAACCUGGUGGAUUCCUUUGACUUGGACCACGAAAUCAGAACAUAAUUUCGAAAUAACUUCACCACGAUAUUGGUUGAGUGAAAAAAAAUCGGAAAUUAAAUUAAAUGCAUCGGAUGAAUGGAUUAUUUUUAAUAUCAAACAAUCUGGUUUUUAUCGGAUAAAUUACGAUCAACAAACAUGGGAUCGCAUUAUUAACCUAUUGAACAGCGACUCGUUCAAAGAAAUAAGUGUGAUUAAUCGAGCCGGUAUCGUUGAUGACUUACUAAAUUUAGCACGGGCUGGUCUUAUUGAUUAUUCUACUGCUUUAAACGGACUUAAAUAUCUUAGGAAGGAAACAGAAUACUUACCUUUUAAAUCAGCACUUACUGGACUUGAAUACUUACACAAACGUUUUAUUAGUCAAGAAAACUAUCAACUAUUUGCUGAAUUCAUCUUAAAUUUAAUAACUCCAAUGUACAACCACUUAAACUUUGAGGAUGAAAUUAAUGAUGAUCGACUUACUGUAUUACUUCGAGCAGAACUUAACAAGUGGGCUUGUAAACUAGAUCAUAAAAAAUGUGUUGAUAAAUCAUUGAAUUAUUUUACAGAAUGGAUGAAAAAUUCUUCUAAAAUAAUUCCAAAAAAUUCAAAGAACAUCGUAUACUGUACGGCUGCAAGACUGAGCUCUACCGGAAAUAAUGAUUCGAUUCCUGAAUAUAUGCUAGAUAAAUUGUUAAGUAACUUUACGAUAGAAACUCCAAUGAUUUUAGAGACACAAGCUUGCACAAGGAAUAUUACUGUAUUAAAACGGGUAUCAAAAAUAAUACUAGAAGGAUUCGAAAGUAGUAAAAUUCGAAAACAAGACGGGAUAUAUUUUUUUAAAUCCGUUGCGCAAUCGAGUCCAUUUGGCGCUGAAUAUAUUCUCGAAUUUAUUAAUGAUCAUUAUGAUGAAUUACUGGAUUAUUUGGGGGAUAUUAAUUCAAUUGCCGAUAUUAUCGCACUUGCAUCUCAGCAAUUUUCGAGUAAAAAUCUCAUUAAUAAAUUAAAAAUAUUCAUAACAAAUAACAGCAAAAUAUUAGAUCCAAUCAUCAAUUCAAUAAACUCAUCCUUAAGACUUUCUCAAUUUGAACUUAAUUUUUACGAAAAAAAUUCACCUAUAAUCAUUCCAUGGAUUGAAGAAUAUAAUACAAAAUUAAAUGGAAAUUCUGGUGAAAAAUCAAACGAAUAUCGACUCCCUCAAAAUAUAGUGCCAAAAAAAUAUACCAUCAAAUUAACACCAUUUAUCGAACCAGGAAACUUUACAUUCAAAGGCUAUGUUGAAAUAAUUGCUUACAUUGUAAAUUCGACUAAUAAAGUCGUUUUACACAUUGAUGAUAUUAACUACGAAACCGUUGCUCUUAGCGUCGACGAUAAACAGAUUAAAGUAAACUCAACAGCAGAAGAUAAGAAGUAUCAUUUCAUGAAUAUUACUACGAAUGAACAAAUGAUCAAGGGAUCGCAAUUGAAGAUUACAAUUGAAUAUACUGGAAAUCUUAAUGCAGAAAUGAGUGGUUUUUAUCGAAGUUCUUACAUUGACGACUUCAAUAAAACAAAAUGGUUAGCAGCCACCCAUUUAGAACCAGUUGGAGCUAGAAGAGUAUUUCCUUGUUUUGAUGAACCAGGUUUAAAAGCUACUUUCCAAUUGAGUGUUAGCCGUCUAGUCGACUACAAAGCUAUAAGUAACACUUUAUUGAAAUCCACCGUUAAAGACGGUGAUCGAUACAUCGAUACUUUUGAACCAACUCCGAUUAUGUCGACGUAUUUAGUAGCUCUUAUUGUAUCAGAUUUCAAUUCAGUCAGUCAAGAUAAGUCUUUCUCUUCAUGGGCACGACCAAACGCCAUUAUCCAAGCCGAUUAUUCAUCUUCAAUAAUAAAACCAAUAAUUAAUUUCUUCGAAAAAGCCUUAGGUCACUCUUAUCAACUGCCUAAAUUAGACAUGAUCGCGUUGCCUGACUUUGCAUCAGGUGCUAUGGAAAACUGGGGUCUUAUAACGUAUCGUGAAACAAACAUGCUGUAUCAUCCUGACUAUUCGCCUAUAACAUCGAAACAAGCUAUUGCAAACGUUGUUGCUCAUGAAAUAGCUCAUCAGUGGUUUGGUAAUUUAGUCAGUCCUCAUUGGUGGAGUUAUGUUUGGCUCAGCGAAGGAUUUGCAAGAUAUUACCAGUAUCAUGCUACCUCAACAAUUGAACCUAGUUGGGGACUAGAAUCUCAAUUUGUUGUUGAACAACUCCAAACAUCGUUUUCUGAAGACGGUUUGCCUUCAUCUCAUCCCAUGUCUCACAAUGUAAAUAGUCCGGCUGAGAUUUCAAAUAUUUUUGAUACAAUAUCAUACUCAAAAGCCGGAAGUAUUCUACGUAUGAUUGAGAAAAAUUUUGGAUCUAACUUAUUUUACGCGGCACUUAAUGAUUACUUAGGCAUGAGAAAUUACUCAGAUGCAAUACCGGAUCACUUAUUUACCGCUUUUCAAAAGCAAACAGACAAAGCAAAUAUGAAUUUAAAUAUUACAACUAUUUUGAACUCUUGGACAACUCAACCAGGAUUUCCAGUAGUUAAUGUCAAAAUUUUUAAUGAAACUGUUACGUUGUCACAAGAGCGGUUUUUAUUACAAAAUCCGGAUGAUAUAUCAGUGAACAAAACUUGGUGGAUUCCUAUCAGUUGGACUUCAAAUGACAAUUCUGAUUUUAAUUCAACUAUUACUAAAUAUUGGUUUUAUAAAUCUGAUGAUUCUGUUAAAAUAAACACAACUUCCGCUAAAUGGAUUAUUUUUAAUGUGCAACAAUCUGGAUAUUACCGAGUUAACUACGACACUGAUUCAUGGUCGCAUAUUACCCAGGCUCUUAAAAGCUCAGAAUUUGAAAAAAUUCAUGAAAUAAACCGCGCAUCGAUACUUGAUGAUGCACUGAAUCUUGCUCGUGCUGGCUACCUUGACUAUUCGAUAGCCUUAAACAUAACUCAAUAUCUAACACAAGAAGUAAAUUACAUACCGUGGAGAGCUGCAUUCAAUGCUCUUUCAUUUCUACGUCAAAAAUUUGUCGGAACAAAUAUCUACGACUUGUUUAAAACUCACAUUUUAACGAUACUGGAUCCUAUUUACAAUAAACUAAGUUUCAAUGAAAAUUAUAAUAAUGAUACUCAUUAUGAUAAACUUUUAAGAAGAUACGUAAUUAAUUGGGCUUGUGAAUUAGGUGUCGAAGAUUGCAUUAACAAUUCUAUAGCAUUAUUUUAUAGAUGGAAAUCGAGCAACACGCAAUUGGUUCCUGUUAACCUGCGAAGUACCGUGUAUUGCACUGCAAUAAAAUAUGGUACCGACGAGGAUUGGGAGUUUUUGUGGAGCAAAUACCAAACAGUUAAUUUCGCGCAUGAAAAAGUAGUUAUAAAUAUUGCUCUUGGAUGUUCGAAAAAUAAAAAUAAACUAGAUAAAUUAUUGUCAAGUGCCAUUUCUGAAAAUUCCGGUAUAAGAUCUCAAGAUAGUUUGAUUAUUUUUGCGUCAGUAUAUAGGUCUGGUUUAUUUGGAGCCGAACAUGCUCUAAAUUUUGUUGAUGAAUAUUAUGAUGUCAUGUUAAAUUACUACGGAAAACAUGACACAAUUGCAGCAAUUUUGAACGAUAUAUCAUCUCAAUUUUCAACAAAAGACUUAGUUCAAAAAUUCAAAAAUUUUAUCUCCAACAAAAAAAAUAAUCUAUCAGCAAUCGAAGAGUCUCUUAAAUCAUACUUGUCUCGUGCUUACAAAGAACUUGAUUGGUACAACAAUUACAGUCCUCAAAUAUUUGAGUGGCUUGAUAAAACUUACCCAAAUUCAGACUACCGUCUUUCAAAAAAUACUUAUCCUUCAUCUUAUAAGAUUUAUCUCACGCCUUAUUUCGAUAAUUUCACAUUUGACGGCCGAGUUGAAAUCAAUGUUAGCGUAAUGCAAAACACUUCAAGCAUCGUUUUGCACGCAAAUAACUUAAACAUAAAACAAAUAAGUGUAUCAGAAAAUUCUCUCGAAGGAAAUUCUCUCAGAGUAUCCAGUUAUUUUAUUAAUUCAACAACUCAUAAAUUUACCAUCUAUCUAUCAUCUACUGUUAACGAUGAAUCGAAUUUAACUGUUAAUGUUGAAUACUCUGGAGUUCUCAAUGAUAAAAUGGAAGGAUUUUAUCGUAGUUACUAUAAAGAUGACAAUGGGAAUACUCACUGGUUAGCAACAACGCAAUUUGAAAAAUUCGGAGCUCGACAAGCUUUUCCAUGCUUUGAUGAACCAAUAUUCAAAGCUAAAUAUAAAAUUCAUAUUCAACGACCCAAUAAUUAUCAUUCACUUAGUAAUAUGCCAUUAAAAAUAUCCUUACCGUCAGAGAAAUUUAAUUGGACAUGGGAUUAUUAUGAAGAAAGUGUACCUAUGUCCUCUUACCUAGUGGCAUUCAUAAUUUCUGAUUUUGAGUCGUAUCCAAAUUUUCAUCAAAAUUUCACAGUUUGGUCUCGUCCAAAUGCAAUUCGAUACACUUCUCAUGCUUUGGAUUUUGGACAAAAGGCAUUACAAUUUUUAGAAAAUUACACAGGAAUAUCCUAUCCAAUAAAAAAAAUGGACUUAGUCGCGAUUCCUGACUUUGCUGCCGGCGCAAUGGAAAAUUGGGGACUUGUUACUUUCAGAGAAUAUGGAUUAUUAUCAAAAGAAAAUAUAACUACAACUUAUUAUAUGAGAUAUUUAAACACUGUUAUCGCGCAUGAACUUGUUCACAUGUGGUUUGGAAAUUUAGUUACUUGCGAUUGGUGGGAAUAUCUUUGGCUUAACGAAGGAUUUGCGCAAUAUCUUGAAUGGAUUGUAACUGAUUCGAUUUUCCCAGAAGCUCAAUUGAUGAAACAAUUUUCUGUGUAUGAAAUUCAACCAGCAUUAUUAAAAGACUCAUAUAUUCACAUGCGACCUAUGAAUAAUAAAAUGAAAAAUCCACAUGACGACGGUAAAGAUUUUACUUCGGUUGUCUACGGAAAAGCUGCAAGUGUUAUUCACAUGAUCAAGUAUGCAGUUGGAGAAGAUAUAUUCAAAAAAUCGUUGCACAAUUAUCUUGAUAACAAUAAAUUUAGCACUGGCAAGCCAGAAUAUUUGUGGUCAGUUUUGCAAAUGAAUAUUAAUCAAACAGAAGGGAUAAAUGAAACUAUUUUCGACUUAAUGGAUUCAUGGGCUAGUCAGGCAGGGCAUCCUGUAGUCCAUGCACAUGUUACAGCUGGAUCACUUUUUCUUGAACAAGUACGUUUUCUGAUAUCAGGUCGUAAUAAUUCGGCUAAAGAAUUAUAUUGGAUACCUAUAACAAUAACAUCUAAAUCAAGUGCUAAUUUUUCACAUACUUCUCCCGCUCUCUGGUUUGGAACACGUGGAACAACAACUGAUAAAUUUAAUCUUACAGACGAAUGGUUUAUUAUAAAUGUUAAUCAGCUUGGAUUUUAUCGAGUGAAUUAUGAUACAAACAAUUGGAAAUAUUUGAUUGAUGCAUUGAUAUUGGAGGAUAAUUUCGGUGGCAUUCCAGAAAUAAACAGAGCUCAGAUAAUAGAUGAUUUGCUUAUUCUGGCAAGAGCUGGUUAUGUUGAGUACGAGAUUGCACUUCGUGCUACAACGUAUUUGAUAAAAGAGAAAAAUCAUCUUCCGUGGAGAUCCUUUUUGAAUUCCGUGCAAUUUCUUAUAGAACGAUUCGAUGGUAACCAAAAAAUAACUAGUAGUUUGAAAGAGUACGUUUUGAAAUUGAUUGAACCAAUUUAUGAAGAACUGGGUUUUGAAGAUAAAGCCAACGAUACGGAUUUGGAUAAAUUAAAUAGACAAAUUAUUUUAUUUUGGACAUGUCGAUUUGGUCAUGCCAAGUGCAUAGAAAAAGCUAAACAGAUAUUCGAUGCAUGGCGAGGUAACGAAACGUACUUUAUUUUUCCCAAUGCAAAACCAGCAGUUUGGUGUACAGCUCUAAAACACGGUGAUUUUGAUGACUGGGAAUUAAUGUGGCAAGAAUACCGUGCAUCAAAUUUUGAAUCAGAAAAAGUUAUGAUUUUAAGUGCACUUGGAUGUUCACAAAAUUCAACCGCUAUCAAGAAAUAUCUAAGUAAUGCUAUUUCAUCAGAUGGUUCAAUUCGUGACCAAAAUAUCGUAAAUGUUUUCUCAUCUGUUUAUUCUGCUGAAAAGUAUGGUGUUGAUUUAUCAAUUGAAUUUUUUAUAAAUAAUUACACUUCUAUUUAUAAAUUUUACAAAAAUUGGGGUUCUGUCGCUAAUUUAUUUUCAAACAUAGUUUCGAAAGUAUCAACUGAAGAACAGAUUCAGAAGCUUAUCUCAUUUGUUAUGGAACAUGAAGAAGAAUUUGAAGAAAUCCGUAGUACGUUAGAUGAAUCGAUCAUUAACGCUCGAAUGAUGUUGAAUUGGAGUCAGCUCCACUAUAGAAAAAUUUUAGACUGGUUAACUACGAAAAAAAAUUUAAUAGAGUCAUUGGGCAGUCGAUAUGGUUCCUCUGGAACAGCAAACGCUAUAAAACCGCUCUCAUUAAUUAUCAUUUUAAUUAGUAGUGUAAUUUUAUUGUAGAGAAUAGAAAUAAUUAUAAAAAAAACAAAUGUACUUCUUGAAAAAUUAAUAUAUCGUUUGUCGAUCACAAAACUGAAAUUACAAUUACAUGAAAAUAUAUGUAUAACAAAAAAAUUGCCAUUUUUAAUUGUUCGAAAGUAUUUCUGCUGAAACUCGGAAUUUUUCGAAUUGGGUGUAC
Cotesia glomerata is the source of this 8339-nucleotide messenger RNA. RefSeq names its product putative aminopeptidase-2. The record is from RefSeq and is a predicted model, not a curated record. NCBI's taxonomy places the organism in Eukaryota, Metazoa, Arthropoda, Insecta, Hymenoptera, Braconidae. Gene Ontology annotation, biological process: peptide catabolic process; proteolysis. Gene Ontology annotation, cellular component: cytoplasm. Gene Ontology annotation, molecular function: metalloaminopeptidase activity; peptide binding; zinc ion binding. The transcript has 27 exons. Bases 14 to 8161 code for a protein of 2715 amino acids.